GGCUUUGCCCACGCGGUGGCCCCGGCUGAUCCCGGGCGCCCGGUCCUCGCGGCGCAGCGCCCACGGGGUCGGUGGCGAGGGCGGCGCCUGGGCCGGCCAUGAGCUCGCCGCCGCCCGCCCGUAGGGGCUUCUACCGCCAGGAGGUGACCAGGACGGCCUGGGAGGUGCGCGCCGUGUACCAGGACCUGCAGCCCGUGGGCUCGGGCGCCUACGGCGCGGUGUGCUCGGCGGUGGACAGCCGCACUGGCGCCAAGGUGGCCAUCAAGAAGCUGUACCGGCCCUUCCAGUCCGAGCUGUACGCCAAGCGCGCCUACCGCGAGCUGCGUCUCCUCAAGCACAUGCGCCACGAGAACGUCAUCGGGCUGCUGGAUGUGUUCACUCCUGAUGAAACCCUGGAUGAUUUCACAGACUUUUACCUGGUGAUGCCGUUCAUGGGGACUGACCUGGGCAAGCUCAUGAAGCACGAGAAGCUGAGUGAGGACCGAAUCCAGUUCCUCGUCUACCAGAUGCUGAAGGGGCUAAAGUAUAUCCAUGCUGCUGGCAUCAUCCACAGGGUAGGUCCUCGUGGUGGUGGGAGGUCCCCCUGGCCUAUAGGUGAGGGAGGGGCCUGGCUGCCUGGAGCCCCCAUCGCGGGGGCACAGCUGUUGGGGGCGAGAGACCAGUGCCCUUCUUGGAAGGGCUGCUGGGUGGGGCUGACCGGAGGUGGGGAACGGGGGCUCUUCUCUGCGUAUGCCCCCAUGGGAGGGGCUGCGCGGCCACCUCUCUCCUGCCCCCAGGACCUGAAGCCCAGCAAUCUGGCAGUGAACGAGGACUGUGAGCUGAAGAUCCUGGACUUCGGCCUGGCAAGGCAGGCCGACAGCGAGAUGACCGGGUAUGUGGUGACCCGGUGGUACCGGGCACCCGAGGUCAUCUUGAAUUGGACGCGCUACACGCAGACGGGUGAGAAGCUGCCCAGAGACGCAGAGCCGCCCUGGCGCCAGCCUCCCGGGCCACACCCCCCGGCUUCCAAUUCUUCAUGGGAAGUCCGGGGCCGGCUCCUCCCCGGGAAGGCUGCUGAGCUGGGAUGGGAGCCUGUGGACAUCUGGUCGGCGGGCUGCAUCAUGGCGGAGAUGAUCACAGGGAAGACGCUGUUCAAGGGCAGUGACCACCUGGACCAGCUGAAGGAGAUCAUGAAGGUGACCGGGACGCCUCCUGCCGAGUUUGUUCAGAGGCUGCAGAGUGCCGAUGCGAAGAACUACAUGAAGGGCCUCCCCGAGUUGGAGAAGAAGGAUUUUGCCUCCAUCCUGACUAAUGCAAGCCCUCUAGCCGUGAACCUUCUGGAGAAAAUGCUGGUGCUGGAUGCAGAGCGGCGGGUGACUGCGGCUGAGGCGCUGACCCACCCCUACUUCGAGUCACUGCAGGACACGGAGGACGAGCCCACGGCCCAGAAGUAUGAUGAGUCCUUUGAUGAUAUGGAUCACACGCUGGACGAGUGGAAACGUGUCACAUACAAAGAAGUGCUCAGCUUCAAGCCUCCCCGGCAGCUGGGGACCAAGGUCUCCAAGGAGACGGCUCUGUGAAGACCCCUGGGCCCUGAGAGGUGGUGAGGAUGCCUUGGGGAUCCUGGCUGGGGCUCCUACCUGGAAGGGCGAUCCUAACGAUCACUGUGACUUGGCUGAGGCUUAUGUCCCAGGAGACCUCUGGCUCCACGGAUCCUCCCACCCACCCAAGGCUGUUACCCUGCUCUCAAGGCUCCCACUUCAGUCUAAACUUGGGGGAACAUCUGGACCUUCUGGACAGGAUGUCAGCCUGACCGGGGACUGGCCUCUGACUCCCUGAGCGGUGGUCCCCUCCCCCAGAUGCAACAACAAGCUUCAGAGCCUGUGUGGGGCUGGGAGGUGAGGCGUGGGGUCAAGGCCUGGCCUCUGACCUUGCCUGCUCCAGCCCCUGCCGAAGCCCAGCUGAAACAGCUGAGAAAGGACAGGGUGGGCGCACAGUGCCUACUCAGGGACGUCUGUCCUGGGGGGGUGUGGCUGUGGACUCCCCUGCACCCCCAGCCCAGAAUGGGCCAUGCCGACACAGCUGGAAGGAAUAAACCCUUUUGUAGAGAGCA
This is a messenger RNA of Enhydra lutris kenyoni (northern sea otter), 2092 nucleotides long. Its product is annotated as mitogen-activated protein kinase 12. The record is from RefSeq and is a predicted model, not a curated record. The transcript is spliced from 11 exons. Lineage: Eukaryota; Metazoa; Chordata; Mammalia; Carnivora; Mustelidae. Gene Ontology annotation, cellular component: cytoplasm; nucleus. Gene Ontology annotation, molecular function: MAP kinase activity; ATP binding. Gene Ontology annotation, biological process: MAPK cascade; protein phosphorylation. Bases 99 to 1559 code for a protein of 486 amino acids.